GCGGCGACCGCGUCUGCGACUUGACAGAGCCUCUCCAUCAGCCCUCGAUUGCGCACCCGUUGCUCCACCAGCACCGUCACCCCACGCCGCCAUGGCUUCCGUCCAGGCCAACCCGGAGAUGCCCGGCCAGGGCCAGCUGCCCGCCAACAUCACCCGCGAGCAGAUCCAGCAUGUGUUUCAACGCUACACCGCCAUGAAGCAGCAAGGCGUCCCCGAGUCCAAUCCCGAGUUCAUCAAGGCGCGCAACCUCCUCACAAUGGUUCAGAAGCAGAACCAGUACCAGCAGCAACAGAAGAUGCUCCGGCAGCAGCAGAUGCAGCAGCGCCAGCAGGGCCAGGUCGACCCCCACGUCGCGCAACAAAACGGCACCCCGACCGGCAUGCCCAACGGCACAAAGCCGCCUGUGCCUGCUGAUGGCAAGACCACGGUGCCCGCGCCGGCCUCGAGCGGACCGUCGUCUACCAUGCAGAUUGCGACUGCCGGAGCACAGGUUCCCGCUACCGACGGCCAGACUCCCACCUCGGCGAGCAGUGCUUCGAUGGCGCUGUCCAAGGACCAGCUUCUGAUGCUGCGCGCUCAGAUCGGAGCCUUCAAGCAUCUCUCCAAAGGCCUUCCCCUGCCUUCGAAUAUGCAGCAGCAAAUCUUUGGCCACCACCAGACAAAGAAGCCCCAAAAUGCUGCUGAUGCCGUCGCCGCUGCUUCUCAGAUGCUCGAUAACGCGACACGUGCAGGCAGUGCCUCAAGUACAGCAGGCGGCGCUGUGCAAGAGACCCGCACGCUGCCUCGUCUUCCGGAUACCUUUAUCGAUCCCUGGAGCAGCGAAGUCUUCCGCGACGUCAACUACAUUUCCCACACGCAGCGCAAGAACCGACCCUACCUCGCGACAAUCAUGCCCCAGGGCGUCGACAUUGAUGCUGUGCAGCAGAGUAUGGAGGAAAUGCGCAAGGAGCGUGAGAUUCUUCUCUACAACCGCCUCACCGCAAGGAAGGCGGAGCUGGAGAAGAUGCAUGCAAACAUCGGCUCAUGGGAUACCAGCAAGACCGACACGCCUGAAGAUGACGGAAAGGUUAAGCUGGCCCUUGUCAUUGAGCAGAAGAAGCUGAACCUGCUUGAGAAGCAACGAAAGCUGCGGAGAGAAAUCGCCCAGCAGAUGAUCCACGCCGACAACCUCGCCAUGACCGCCAACCGAACCGUCUACCGGCGUCUCAAGAAGCAAUCCAUGCGCGAAGCCCGCCUUACGGAGAAGCUCGAGAAGCAGCAACGCGAUGCACGCGAGACCAAGGAAAAGAAGAAGCACCACGAGUUCAUCGACGCUAUCCGCAAGCACCGCACAGAGCUACAGGAGGCUGGCGCGGCUCAGCGAAUACGCCUGCAGAAGCUUGGCCGUACCAUGAUUACAACACACCAGAACAUCGAAAAGGAGGAACAGAAGCGCAUCGAGCGGACAGCCAAGCAGCGUCUCCAGGCUCUCAAGUCCAACGACGAAGAGACGUACCUCAAGCUUUUGGGCCAAGCCAAGGACACUCGUAUCUCACAUCUCCUCAAGCAGACCGAUGGUUUCUUGAAGCAGCUCGCCAACUCUGUCAAGGCGCAACAGCGAUCUGCAAACAACUCAUACGAGCCUGAACCGGACAGCAGCAGCGACGAAUCUGGCGACGAAGACCGACCGGGCAAGAAGAAGACGGACUACUACGAGAUUGCUCACCGCAUCAAGGAAGAGGUUACCCAGCAGGCUACCAACUUGGUCGGAGGUACUCUGAAGGAAUACCAGCUCAAGGGUCUGCAGUGGAUGAUUUCACUGUACAACAACAACCUCAACGGUAUCCUCGCCGACGAGAUGGGCCUCGGAAAAACCAUUCAGACAAUCAGUUUGAUUACCUACCUCAUUGAGAAGAAGCGACAGCCCGGACCUUAUCUCGUUAUUGUGCCGCUGAGUACGCUUACCAACUGGACAAAUGAGUUUGAGAAAUGGGCGCCCAGCGUUAGCAAGAUUGUGUACAAGGGUCCCCCGAACUCGCGUAAGCAGUACCAGCAGCAAAUCCGCUGGGGUCAGUUCCAGGUCCUGCUCACCACAUACGAGUUCAUCAUCAAAGACAGGCCGAUUCUCAGCAAGAUCAAAUGGGUGCACAUGAUUGUCGACGAGGGUCACCGUAUGAAGAACGCCGGCUCGAAGCUCAGCAUGACCAUCACACAAUACUACACAACACGCUAUCGACUCAUUCUGACAGGUACACCGCUGCAGAACAACCUGACAGAACUGUGGGCGAUGCUCAACUUCGUCCUUCCCAACAUCUUCAAGUCGGCUACGUCGUUCGAUGAGUGGUUCAACACGCCCUUUGCGAACACCGGAGGCCAAGAUAAGAUGGAGCUCACUGAAGAAGAGCAGUUGCUCGUCAUUCGUCGUCUGCACAAGGUUCUUAGGCCCUUCUUGCUCCGACGUCUGAAGCGCGAUGUCGAGAAGGAUCUCCCCGACAAGACCGAGCGUGUGAUCAAGUGCAACUUCUCUACCCUCCAGGCCAAGCUGUACAAGCAGCUUGUCACUCACAACCGACUCAUGGUCAGCGACGGCAAGGGUGGAAAGACUGGUAUGCGUGGUUUGAGCAACAUGCUUAUGCAGUUGCGAAAGCUGUGCAACCAUCCUUUUGUCUUUGAAGAGGUCGAGGAUGUCAUCAACCCUACCAAGGGCACCAACGAUCUCCUGUGGCGUUCGGCAGGUAAAUUCGAGCUUCUGGAUCGAAUCUUGCCCAAGUUCAAAGCUACCGGCCAUCGUGUCCUCAUGUUCUUCCAGAUGACGCAGAUUAUGAACAUCAUGGAGGACUACUUGCGACUUCGAGGCAUGCAGUACCUGCGAUUGGACGGAGCGACAAAGGCAGACGAUCGUUCAGACCUGCUGAGACUGUUCAACGCCCCGGACUCACCGUACUUUUGUUUCUUGCUGUCGACGCGCGCUGGUGGUCUUGGACUGAAUCUUCAGACUGCCGACACCGUCAUCAUCUACGACUCUGACUGGAAUCCUCACCAGGAUCUGCAGGCCCAGGAUCGUGCUCACCGUAUCGGUCAGAAGAACGAGGUCCGCAUUCUGCGUCUGAUUACAUCCAACUCGGUUGAAGAGAAGAUUCUCGAGCGAGCCAACUACAAGUUGGAUAUGGAUGGCAAGGUCAUUCAAGCUGGUAAAUUCGACAACAAGUCCAAAGACGACGAGCGAGACGCCAUGUUGCGUAUCAUGUUGGAGUCUGCCGAAGCAGCUGAGAGUCUCGAACAAGAGGAAAUGGAUGAUGACGAUCUGAACCAAAUCAUGAUGCGACAUGAGUCAGAGCUGGCAAUAUUCCAGGAAAUGGAUCGCAAGCGCAUCGCCGAAGAUCCUUAUGGUCCGGGUAAGCCUCUUGGCCGCCUGAUUGGUGAGAGCGAACUGCCAGAUAUCUACUUGAACGAAGAGGCACCUGUCGUUGACGAGAAGGACGAUACCCCUGCCGGUCGUGGCGCCCGAGAGCGUACGCGUGUCAAGUAUGACGAUGGUCUCACCGAAGAGCAAUGGCUAGAGGCUGUUGACAAUGACGAUGACUCCAUUGAAGCCGCUAUCGCACGCAAGGAGGCCAAGGUCGCCAAGCGCGGUAGGAAUAAGGCCUCGCGGGAAGAGGAGUCCCCAGUACCAUCACGCGCCAGCUCAGAGGAGCCUGCGCCGAAAAAACGAGGCCGCAAGCCGAAGGCGGAGAAGCGCAAAGCAGAUGAUGCCUCGCUCGAUGCCGAUCCUGCACCACGGAAACGUGGCCGACCUGCACCUACCAAAGACUUGUUGCCGGCGGGGCAGCGGACAUCGCUUCAAAAGAUUGUCAAUGUUGUUUACGAAGCUCUCAACGACCUGGAGGAAGAGUCAUCCGACCCCAACAUUCCCAACCGUGGUAUCAUUGAUCCCUUCAUUGAGCUGCCAGACAAAUGGGACUAUCCAGACUACUACCAGCUCAUCAAGAACCCCAUCUGCAUGAAGCAGAUUGAAAAGAAGAUCAACAAGAAAGAGUAUCAGUCUGUCAAGCAGUUCCGUCAAGACCUCGGCUUGCUGUGCAAUAACUGCCGGACGUACAACGAGGACACAUCACUGCUCUUUGCGGAUGCCAAUCUGAUUGAGCAGACUGCGCUUGACAAGUUGAAGGAGGCUACGGCGGAGCACCCAGAGUGGCAAGAUUAUGAUGAUGGUAGUAGUGUUCAGGGAGGUGCUAGCACGGCAAUGACGAGCGCGGUCGGUACGCCACGGACUUGAACUUGAAGGGAUGACAGGACGUAGUUUUGUUUUGUUUUAUACACGGUUGCGGUUGCGGCUCGGUUCAAAUACGAUCCUUGAGCCCUAGUAUUUUAUUUUUUUCACGCCUUCUUUCCAUGUCUGCUAAGUUCUUCUUCUUCUUCUUCUCCUUCUCCUUCUUCUUUUUCUUUUUUUUUGCCUUCAUGUGUACAAGAUUGCAAAAGACCUGGGGAAGGGGGGAAAAUGACACACAGAAAAAAGAAAAAGAUUAACUUGACCAAUCCGCAAAGAAGACGCAUUCCAGGCGUUUUUUUCUUCUCUCUCUCUCUCUCUCUCUCUCUCU
Messenger RNA from Exserohilum turcica Et28A, 4577 nucleotides. RefSeq lists its product as uncharacterized. The coding region runs from base 92 to 4255 and encodes 1387 amino acids. Gene Ontology annotation, biological process: positive regulation of transcription by RNA polymerase II. The record is from RefSeq and is a predicted model, not a curated record. The transcript has 3 exons. Lineage: Eukaryota; Fungi; Ascomycota; Dothideomycetes; Pleosporales; Pleosporaceae. Gene Ontology annotation, molecular function: histone binding; ATP-dependent chromatin remodeler activity; ATP binding. Gene Ontology annotation, cellular component: nucleus.